AAAAAUCACAAAACUACUUAUUUUUUCGAUGCAAAUUAAAAAUAUCAUCAACUUAAACGUCUUUUAUGGUAGUAACAAGGAGAUUUAAAUUAGCAUUUUUAGCCCUCCUAAAUGCACCGUGUAAAUUUGCAGCUACACUUCAAUGCCCAGUCGGACACCAACGGGCUUCCGAGAAAGCGAUGCUCUUUGAUUUCGCCGCGCUCUUCGCCGGAAGUAAAAAGUAGCAAGUGAAAAUGCAGAGCAAAUAGUGAGAUAGUGAAAAAAAGGGAAAACGAAACGAGUUAGCAAUCAGCAAGCUACGCUGCUACUUUCCCACAGUUCCAGUUCCACCACUGAACUAAUUCCAUUUAUGGCUUCUUUUCCCUCCACAUCUCCUUUGCCUUCACCUUCUUCUUCCUCUUCCAGCUAUUCUAGUACCAUGUCCCUCAGUUACUCCCACUUGCAUCCCACCGCUUGGAGCUGCGGCAACAACAACAGACAGAGCAACCCUCACCACCCACUUCGGAUCUCCGUUUCUUUAUCUCCUCCUCCUCCUCCUUCAUUCUCUUAUCGGGAAUUCCUCAAUUUCGCUCUCACUGAAACUGAGCGCCGUACCCUUCUGCUCCCAUCUCCUCUCCAGGAAAAGUACAGCUCCCUCACUGCAGUAGAUGGAACGACCGAUCUUCAAAUGCUCGCCUUUCAGUCUCCUCCGAAGAUUAGGCUACUGCGAAGUUUGAGCAUCCAGAAUGAAUCUAUGCAGGUUUUGGACUUUGCUGGGUUUGCCAAACCAGAAUAUGAUGUGCCCAUAUUCUGUGCCAACUUCUUCUCCACUGCUAACAUCAACAUUAUUGUGCUAGACCUCAACCCUUUGCAUAACAUGAGUGAUCGAAAGGACUAUAAGGAGAAAUACUAUGAGAAGCUGAUGGAUUUAGGUCUUAGGUAUGCCGAGCUUUUACCAUGGGGAGGCAAGCUGACCAGUGAGUCUUUGAAAUUCUUCUCGCCGAUUGUGAUAUGGACCAAGUUCCAGUCGGUUGAUUGCAUGUACGAAAAUCUGUAUUCUGCAUUCACAGAGUACUACAAGGCAUGGCUUCAGCUGAUUGAGGAAGCUGCAGAAGAAACUGAUGACGCUCUUGUUUUAAGCAAUCGUGAAGCGCAACACCGGUAUCUUACAUGGAGAGCUGAGAAGGACCCAGGACAUGGUGUACUGAAGAGGUUAGUGGGGGAAAUGCGUGCCAAGGACGUGAUUAGGAACUUUCUAUUCCAUGGAAUUGAAGAACUGGGAAGCAAAGGGUUCUUGGAUUACUUUCCGGAGUACCGGUGCCAGGAUGGGACUGUGAACCAGAACCGAAGCAUGAUUGGGAAGUCGUUUGAAAGCCGCCCCUGGGAUGCAAGUGGAGAAUUCAUAGCGAACAACACCGAAGACUAGACCAUUCUAUAUUCUAUAUUUACUUAAUUUUGAUUCAUUUUAGUUAGAACUUGUACUCCUGUUCUUUCGUUCGUUAUUCGUGAUAUGACGACUGUGAACCCUUUCUUACGUAGUAGUCAAUUACUCACAUGAAAGUAAUGAACUUACAGAAGUGAUAAAGAGGGACAGUGAAAAGUACAGUGUGGAUCACCAACUCGGUCAUUGAACUCAUAAGUUCGCAGCAUUGGGCACCCAAUUCUGUUACGAGACAACUAAAACGCCAAACUUCAUUGUACGAGUCACUAUGCGCUUCCUGUAAUCUAUUCUUGCCCUGGGAGUUUCUUCUGGUUGUUCUUGCUUAAUGUGAUAGUGUGAUGUCCAACGGUCUUAUGGUGCAAUCUUGCAACUCAACCUUGCAGACAUGUGGUGCGGAAAGUCGUGUUGUACCUUAUAGGCUCAUAGGAUUUCAAUUCCUCGAAAACAACACCUUGAUGGUAGGACUGGGGAAACGGUUGCGGUUUUGCGGUUAAACCACUAACCACACCGAAAUCGCGCGGUUAGUAGUUAACCGCAAACUGCAAAAACAAUCUCUUUUGCGGUCGCGGUUGGUGAUAUUGGGUGUUUGCGGUUUAACCACAACCGAAAAUUGCCCUAACCGCAGUGCUAACCGCAAACCCAACCGAAGUCCAUUUGCAGACCGGCCCAAGUCACAAACCCAACCCCAACCCAUUACCCACACAGAUAGGGAUGGCAAUGGGUCGGGUUUUGCCAAACCCAAACCCAUGGGUUUAUCUGUGAAAAAAACCCGGGGUAAAACACACUGGGUUUGGAAAACUCAAACCCAACCCAACCCGUUGAGGUGCACUCAUUCCUCAAGACCAGCAUCUCUACAUACGCAUGCGAGCUGGUUUCGCCCUGCCUUGGGCUCAUCAGGGAGACGACAAUAGCCUCCGACCAGUUGUGCCUUCUCUUGCAACGAUCCCCUUCAUAGCCACAUCCUGACUAGGUCAGAAACGAUGCACAGGCAGACAACACCUUAUCGCUAAUGUCGCCCCCUUACCCCUCUUGUGGCAAGACAACCAGAUGGCAGCGUUCUUCAGACGAUCAACACGGUCACGACAUUUCGGGUCGUGACAUUCUCCACUACUCAUAAUGCAGCACGUCCUCGUGCUAGUGAAGAAUGCUUCUCUCCGUAGCAUGUAUUUCAAUACUCGAACCGAUUGUGGGCAUCCGCAUACGAUACCAUCCUCUGAUGGGUAGGCUCCGGUCGCAUCUCUCGCGCUAGCCUGUUGCGCCCCGCGCACAUACCGCUUCGCCCCUAGACAUCAACCUUCACUCUUGGCUUCUAUUGCGCUAGCACCUCAGUCGACCUUCACCCUACGCUACUCCCAGCGUUUGUACCUCAAUCGACCUUCACCCUACGCUCUCGCUCGCGUUAGUUCCUCGGUUGAACGGCAUUCUCGGGCGCUGCAUCUUCAACCUGUCGAGGUCCCCCCACAACAGCGCAACACAUGUGUAUCUGCGUCCGGACCGCCUGGUAUGCACACCUAGGAACGCCUCUCAUUCGGGCAUGGGGUCGGCUCAUACUCGACCUAUGCCGUACUGAUAGAGGAACUAGGCUCUUCAGUCUAACCAGACUCUGAUACCACUUGUCACAGACAUAGACUUCCGAAGUCCGUGCGACGUCUUUAGGUGCACUCAUUCCUCAAGACCAGCCUCUCUGCAUACGCAUGCCAACUGGUUUCUCCCUGCCUUGAGCUCAUCAGGAAGACGGCAAUAGCCUCCGACCAGUUGUGCCUUCUCUUGCAACGAUCCCCUUCAUAGCCACAUCCUGACUCAGCCAGAAACGAUGCACAGGCAGACAACGCCUUAUCGCUAAUGUCGCCCCCUUUACCCCUCUUAUGGCAAGACAACCAGAUGGUAGCGUUCUUCAGACGAUCAACACGGUCACGACAUUUCGGGUCGUGACAGUACCCAUGGGUUUUUGUAGUAAAAAAUUUACAAUAACAAG
Linum trigynum is the source of this 3395-nucleotide messenger RNA. NCBI's taxonomy places the organism in Eukaryota, Viridiplantae, Streptophyta, Magnoliopsida, Malpighiales, Linaceae. The record is from the annotation of a GenBank genome assembly.